ACCGACUCUCGAGUCUCGACUCCUGACUCCACUCCAACUUGAGAAAAGUUGGAAGCCUGAGAACUUGCACAAGUUGCAGUGGCUGCUUCCACCAGGUGCCGCUUGACCACCCUAGCUGCCUAGAUGCAGGCUUUCAGACAGUCGCUACUGCAAUAGUAUCACAAGUCUUCGCAAUGUCGUGCCCAGCCACACAGGUGGUUCAAGCACGUCCCUUCUCACACAGACAUGAGGUUUCCCCAUCCACUCUCUCUUGCAGACUCACUCCUGUCGGGUGCUUUGCAGCAGGUCUGCACAGUCUUGUACAUCCGCCACUCUUCCGUUCUCGAGUAAAACCACCACCACCACCUCCUGUCAGUCUAGGUAGGCAAAGUCUGCUGCGAGAAAGAGUCCAUGUCCAGACGGUAGCAGCUAAUAGGCUGAGAGUCACCGCUGAGAAGGGCGGUUUCUUUGCAGGCGAUGCUGAGGGCAAAGAUACCCAGGGAAUCAUCAGGAGGCUGCGCUCCUGCCGUGACUUGGAAGCUGUUCAUGCGAUCCUAUCGCAACAUCUUCAGAGAGUCCCUCCGGAGCCAGAGGUUUCGAUGUUUGUGGGCAGAGAAGCAGAAGUCUUAGAAGUUCUUCAAGAACUGAUGGCUACGCUCCGCACCAAUGACUUCUAUGCAGGGCGCAGGAUCCCGCGGGACCAAGUUCACGCGUCUCCAUGGCAAGGAGGUCCUGGGAUUGGCAAGACCAGGUUGGGUGAGGAGAUCACGAAAGGCAGUGUGGGACUCCUAGCUGGUUUACUGCUGGAGCAUCGGGAUCUUCUUGCGGCCCUGAAGAACCUGAAGAUCAACAUUGAUGUGCGGGAGCUGGAAGACGGCGUCCGCCUCUUGGACAGUGGCCGUAUCAGCUACGCUUACAUGGAGUUCAAUGGCACCGGGGGGGAAUUCACACUGGCUGACUGCACCAACGGGCGCUUCGAUGCCAAGGCAGCAGAUCGGGCGAUUGGGCUCCGCCUGUACGCCUCCCUCUUUUUCAACUUCACGGCGGUAGAACUGCGGACAGUCAUCACAACCAAGAGGCUGGAGCAGCUAUUUACCAUCAAGAACGUGUGCCGCCUGCGGGCGAAACUGGUCCGCGAACAAGGAGGCUUCCCUGAGCAGUCCGUGCUAGCAAGCAUCAUAGUCAUGGACGAGAUUCAGCUGGCGGCAUCUAAACUGGAGCGACUCUGCAAGAUUGAUCCGCAGACGGCGCUGAAGACAAUCCUAAAAGCCGUCUGCGACUACAAGUCCCUGUACUCUGGCAAGGAUUUCCAUGCUCUCAUGUUUAUACCAAUGGGGACCAACCUGCACAAGGUGCAACGCUCCUUCGAGCUGACUGAGUACGGCGCCGCCAAGAUGCACGACCUCUUGGAGCUGCGGGACGACGGGGAGCUGCCAGCCGCCUUCGUGGAAAGCGUGAUGCUCUCAAAGCACCCCUCUGAAGCCGACAAGAUCUUCGAGUUCGUUUAUAGCGGUCCCGUGCGCCUCCUUCUUGCGAAAGCUGGGGGCGUUCCCCGUUAUCUUAUGGCAGUGGCGAGAGCGGCUGUCAGACCUGCAUUUUGGGAGCGGCUACCAGAGGUUGCAGCCCCCGGGAUCUACGCCAAGCUGGCGGCAAUCAUGGAGCCGUAUGUGGAAGAAGAGGUUGAGAUAUGGUUCAGGGGAAGCGACCUGAUAGAGCGCUGGGGGGGGGUGGAGGUUGCGAAAGUUCUCGUUAGCAUGGUUUUGGUAGCCUACCCGAUCGAGCAGACCACAAUGCUAGUGGGCCGAGACCCUGAGCGGAAGCUAGAACAGAUUUUGGAGCUGACCAUGCCGUACCUCACGGAAGCAGCGAAGGCGAAAAGACGAUUGCUGAUCCAUAAGAAGGUGAAGGAGGUGAAGGAAGGGGCGAAAGAUAGGCUGGGGACUCGACAGGUUUUAGAGGAGCAGUCGGUUCAACGGCUCACCAUGCCGUAUUACCUGCUGCAGCUAGUUAUCCGGGAGCUCAAAAGAUUGGGGCAGCUUGACAGCGUGCCAGGGUUAGGCCUGCUAUGGGACUUAGGCUGCGGUGGAGCGCUUGACGGAACGCGUCUGGAGGAGAUGGUGUCUGCGAGGGAAGCGGUGCUCUCGUGGCUCGUCCUGGAGUUGGAGCGGUUGCACACAGGGGCAGCAUCGGCUCCGGAGAGCGUGCGAAAACGCCUGAGAGAUCUCUACCCCACAGCUAUUGCUGCAGAAUCGACUUUGAACGAGGAGGUUGAGGUCAGGCUUUUGUCAGUCUUUCAGUACAUGAGGGAUCCUUUGAUCGAUAACGCCUACACAUGGCAAGUGCCCGCAGACGGGUUAGUCGAAGUCAAACCCUACGAAAGAAACCAGCCGCUGUCGAGGUCAUAUCUCGAUUUAAAUCUGGUCUUUAGAAUGGAUCCUUAUGCAAGCGGGAAGGACUGCACAGCGGCUGACCUACAUGUCACCCGAGUGCUGGGAGAGACCGGCGAGGUAUCGCUUAACAUCUUCAGUUGCAAACGAACAGGGGGAAAGAAUGCAGUAAAAACAGUCUUACAGCAACACACAAACAUCUCGAAAGGUCCCAAAGCCCCGAACCUCAGAGUCUUUUAUAUCACAACAUCCCGUUUAGAUAGGAAGAAAGAAGCAGAGGAAGCGAUGAAAAAUUGCAAGCCACCGAUGAUUGUGGUCGAUGGAGACGCGAUGGAAGGGUUCCUUGGCUGCUUUGGCGACAUUCGGCCAUUAGCAGGAGAGAACGAGGCGAUUCUUAAAGCAAGGCGCUUAUCAAGGGCCCGAGGCGCAAACGGGAAUCGGCAACAAGUUGGUACGGCCGCAGACGACAGUUUGGAGCAGCCUCAACCCGAGAUGACUUCUGAGGAGUUCGAAGCGUACCUUUCUGAGACGACUCGGUUGUUAUCGAACAAAGGCGUGUUAAUGACUCCUGAGCGGCGGGCAGCAAUAGCUGCUGACUUGGAAAAAAUACUACUGGAUGGACAAUCAAAGAGCAUCUAUGGUGAACGUUUGAGAGACGGACAACCGAAAAGCGAGGAAUAGGCUUCCAGGAGUUGGCCGAUGAACGAUCAACUUCGCACAGCUGCUUACACCUUAGGUACAGCCGUGAAAAGAGAAACCCGAUUGAGCGUACCGUACGUUCUCUUGGCAACUAGGCUAGGCUGGGGAAGCAGCGGCUUCCUUUAGCUAGUGCAUCGGCUAAACAUAUGUGCAAAGUAAACUGCCCUGUAAAGAGACCGAGGAAGCAUGCCUCCAAUUCUGAGACCGUUCCUAGCAGAGCCUCAUUACGCACCUGAGAGUACUUAGCAUCGGUUCGAAUACGAAGCGUGUGCCGUCGUGUCCAAGGCAGCAAUCAAGCUGCAGACGCAGAAUCAAUCAGCAAUGGCCCCACUGAAAAGCGGGGAAAGGAUCCUUGCAAUGUUUCUC
Messenger RNA from Klebsormidium nitens, 3431 nucleotides. The record is from the annotation of a GenBank genome assembly. Lineage: Eukaryota; Viridiplantae; Streptophyta; Klebsormidiophyceae; Klebsormidiales; Klebsormidiaceae.